ACGAGCUUUGGCUCCAAAGAUAGCUGCAUUACGCAUCUGGGCCCUUUGUUUGUGCUCACGGCCCAGAGCAGUCGACUUCAGAUCUUUAGGAUGGUGCUGUGGCACCGCGGCCACCUUACAUUAAAGGACAGCGUGUGAUAUCUGUGGACAUCAGAGCAAAACAGCCUAACCAUGAGGGACAGACUGAGCCACCUACAGGAAAUGUCCAGCAGCCAUGUGGAGCCAAUGGAGUAUGAAGAGUUCACUGUCUCCGACUCCUUCAGUAACGUGGACCUGGAGGAGGAGUUGCCCCAUGAGGCAGUAGUGUUUGACAACAGCCCUGCUCUGGUGGAGGUCUUUUCCCAGUCACAAGAUAUCCACAGAGAGAUCCAACUCAUCCGCCUGGAGGUAAAAAGGCUCCGUGAGCAGAACUCUCGCAUGCUCCAGGGCGUCACCACCAUGAGCACUAUCAAAAAGGACUCUAACACCAUUGGUGCUGAUAUAAAGGCUCGGGCUGAGGAUGUUCUAGCACGCCUGCAGGCCAUGGAUGGCACAGCCCAAAAGCUAGAGGAGGCGCAUGGUUCAAAUUCUGCCAUCACACGUAUUGCCAGAACCCAGUAUGCUUGCCUUAGCAAUGGUUUCCGUGAUGCCAUGUUUGACUAUAAUGAGGCUGAGAUGAGCCAUCGAGAGAACUGUAAAGCCCAGAUCCAGAGGCAGAUGGAAAUAGUGGGGCGUGAGGUCACAGGAGAGCAACUGGAUGAGAUGAUAGAAAAAGGUCAGUGGUACAUCUUUAGCGACAACGUGGUGGCUGAAGGUAAAACAGCUCGAUCAGCUCUGUCCCAGAUUGAGAAACGUCACCAGGAGUUGUUGGACCUGGAGACCCGUAUCAGUGGCAUCCAUGAGAUUUUCCUGGACAUUGCCAUGUUGGUGGAGGAGCAGGGCCCCAUGCUGAACUCCAUCCAAACUAAUGUUCAGAAAACUGAUGAACACAUACAGGAUGCCCUUGUCAAACUUGGCAGGGCCAAGCGCUAUGAUAAGAACAACCCAUUUAAAAAGAUGUUUUGCAGCUGUUUCCCAUGCAUCGACUAAUGUACAGUACAGAGAUGGGUAGAGUGAUGGGAAAAUAUGCAAAGUGCUGUCCAGAGAAAGAAAAGAGGGAGACCCUAAGGAAAUUAAACACAUUAUGUACUUGUGCUUAUCAGUAAGUAUUUGCCAACAUAGCAUGUAGAGUUAAUGUAUAAUAAGAUUUUUCCAGGAAGUAAAAUAAAGAUUGGGAAAAAAAAAGGUUAAAUCGAGGAUGUCUAGAUUGAGAGACAAAAGACAGCUAUCAGGUAAAAUAUUUUGAAAUUAUAUUUAAAUAAUUCUUUGAUGUCUGUAGUAUUUUUGUGAAAGGUUUGAGACAGGUAUCUCAAAUCCGAAUUCAUCCCCCAUGACUGAGGUGUGAUGCAGAUGAUAAUAUUUUCUGCAUUACCGUAUAUAUAAAUUAUGAAAUUCAUGGGUUGAUAGAAACUAGUCAUUUUGUCCUCCGUUAUUUUCUAAGGAAACUGGUAACUAACAGCAUUUUGUCUAAAGAUUUAUUAUCACUCUUGAUAUUACGCAGAGAUCACACUGUUGAUGUGUUGUUAUGUAUAUCAUCAUACUUUUCACUGCCUUUUUAUGACGAUGUAUAAUGCCUUAUUUUUGCCUUUAUUCUCAUGGUGACUUGUAUAUAACAUAAACAACUGUAUUAAAAUACGAUUGUGUUUAUUCUUGUUUAAAUCUACAUCAACGCAUGAAAAUAAAGACUU
Molecule: messenger RNA, 1766 nt
Organism: Seriola dumerili (greater amberjack)
Lineage: Eukaryota; Metazoa; Chordata; Actinopteri; Carangiformes; Carangidae
Gene: stx11b.1
Product: syntaxin-11-like
Exons: 2
Coding region: 172-1068 (298 amino acids)
Biological process (GO): intracellular protein transport; exocytosis; synaptic vesicle fusion to presynaptic active zone membrane
Cellular component (GO): plasma membrane; presynaptic active zone membrane; synaptic vesicle
Molecular function (GO): SNARE binding; SNAP receptor activity
Source: RefSeq, a predicted model, not a curated record